ACCGUUACGAAGAUAUCUCUGCGGGCGCCAUUUUCCAAACUCUUCCUUCGCUACGUUGUAUUAGUUACCGCCACGAAUUUUCACGGACCUCCUGAUUUCCAGCAGUUUGAAAGAAAUGCAGAUAGAUUUAUUUUUCCUGGUGAAAAGUAAGUUCUAGGAGGUUUCUUUUUGGAGAUGGAUCGGUACGUGCGAGUAAAGAAGAUCGGCGAAGGCUCGUUUGGAAAAGCCUUGCUGGUGAAAAAGAAGGCCGAUGGAAAGCAGUAUGUUAUUAAGGAGAUCGGCAUUUCCAAGGUGAUUUUUGUGUCAGAUUGAAUGUCUAGUAUUUGUUGAAAGUGUCUGUAAAUGAUGAAUUUUGAUUCUCUUGUAGAAAUCUUGGCGGUAUCCCAGUAUGUACAUUCAUGUAAUUGUUUAGGCUCAUGUUACAAAAUACAGCUCCACUCAACUUCCUUGAUGUAUAUUUUCUAGAUGUCACCUAAAGAGAGAGAGGAAUCCAGAAAAGAGGUACUGUCUUGGACUUGGUCCAACAAGAACUUUUGUCUCUUAUAGAUUGCUAGUCUAAUGUUCGUCGCAUUUUAUCAAAAUUUAAUUACAGGUGGUCUUGUAAUUACUGCAGCAUCCACUUGAGUUUUUAUUUUGAUUAUUGGUGUACACCGCAUGAUGAGAUUUGAAUGCGGAUAUUUUUCUGCAAACCCUCUAACUAGCGCUUGAAAUAUGAGGUAACUUAAGAUGUUGUGCGUAAUUUCAUUUAAAGUAAAUGCCGUGCAUGAAGUUAACAUUUUUAUGAAUCCUUCAAGAAAAAAAAAAAAAAAAAAAGACAGAAUCUUUCCUUAUCUUUUUCGGGAAUAAAGUGAGGAAACAGAGAAUAUUCUCAUGUGAUAUUUAAUAAUUAAGCUGAAAAUUAGCAAUGGCUUGGCCAUCAAACAAGACAAGAAAAAUACUUAUUUAAAUAAUUUUUUUUCAAAGGUGAAAGUCUUGGCUCAGUUGAAACACCCAAACAUUGUGUCAUACCAAGAGUCAUUUGAAGGUAAGGGUUGCCCUGUUUACAUAAUCAAACAUAUUCAAACAUGUAUUUGUUGCAGCAGUUUUAUGAACAAGAAAUAAAAAUCUCACCACAGAAUUCCUCCAAAAAAUAUCUCUGAGACCUGUUUGAGCUACUACUGAUGCAAGUUGCCUUAUUAAUGUGAACUAUUUAUUGCAAAUUAGGUCAUUUACCUUAAGUUAUUGUGAAAAAAGGUAGAGAAAAUAAAAGAUCACAUUCAUGAUAGGAUUUAAGACUCAAAUUCACACCUCUUUUAUUGAUUUGUUAUUUCUUUCCUCCAGAAAAUGGAAACCUGUACAUUGUUAUGGACUACUGUGAAGCAGGUAUUUAAUAGAGUAAAUAGUAUGCACAACUCUAGAUUUUAAAGAGUGGUCAAAUUGGAAUUUGGAUCAUUUGAUUUUUAUGAGGUGAGGGAAACUGGAGAACUUACAGGAACACUUAUCACCAAAAAUGAGAAACAGCAGUAAACUCAACCCAUCCGAUGCUAUAUCUGGGAAUGGAACCCAGGCCACAGCUGUUGAAAAAAGGGUUCUCAUCUCUGCACCAUCCCUAUGCACCUUAAAUUAUUUAAUAAUAAAUUAAUUCAUUUUUGACAAUACAUAUAAUUUCUUGAUGAAGUGCAUUCUGCCUUGUGAGGUCUUGUCUUCCAGUUUACCUUUGGGAUACCCUUUGAAUCUAAGAUUCCUAAGAAAUGUGGUACAGCUGUUGAGGUAAAGAUAACUAAAAGAAUGUUUGUUUCAAAUGUUAACUUCUAAUACUGACUAUAAAUUUACAGGUGACUUGUAUAAAAAGAUUAAUGGCCAGCGAGGAAUACAGCUGCCUGAAGAACAGGUAGAAUUGUACAUAAGCAUUUUUAAAUGUUCUCCCAAAUUGUUUCUUUGUCAACAAGGGUGUUUUUGCUGUUAAUUCAGUUUGAAUCCAAUUUUAUUUUAUUCCAGGUUUUAGACUACUUUGUGCAGAUAUGCCUUGGCUUGAAACAUGUACAUGAUAGAAAAAUUCUUCACAGGGAUUUAAAAUCACAGGUUUGUCCUAUAACUUUAUUAUUUUUGAAUGAUUAAUGUGCAAACAAAUGUGAUACUACCAACAUUUAACUGUUUUUGUGUUUUACCUUACAGAACAUAUUUUUAACAAAGAAUGGAAUAGUCAAGCUUGGAGAUUUUGGAAUUGCAAGGGUUUUACACAGGUAAUAAGGUUUUAAUGAGGUUAUGUAGUAAGUUUUUAUGUUUUUUUUUUUAUAUUACUUGUUUAUUACUUUCUAAUAUUUUCAAACCUAAGUUUGUCCAAUGGUGACUUCACAAUUGAGUUGAGCUUGGCUUUCAAUGAUUCCAAAUUUGUUUCUCUUUCAGCACCAUGGAGCUUGCCCGCACCUGUAUUGGUACACCAUAUUAUUUGUCCCCAGAAAUCUGUGAAAACAAACCUUACAAUAAUAAAAGGUGAGCCUGUAUUUUCCUAAAACUGUAGUCAAAGGGUACUGUGCAAGUAUUACCAGUGUCAAUUUGACUGUUCAUGAAAUGAUGAUUAUUACAAAUAUUGAUUCGAUUUUUUAACCAAUUUCAAAAUUUUCAUGCAGUGAUAUCUGGUCACUUGGAUGUGUCCUCUAUGAGUUGUUGACCCUCAAACAUGCUGUGAGUAUUUUCUUCACUUUGCCUUUUACAAAAUGAUUGACUUCCAGUAUUUGUGUACAUACACCUUUCCUCCAUGGUUUCAACCAGUAAAGUAUGAAAACAUUUUCAUUCAAUGCUGGUGAUUCUAAAGAAAAAUGUUUUUAAUUGCAGUUUGAAGCAGGAAAUAUGAAGAACUUGGUUAUAAAAAUAAUAAGGUAUGGAGUAUUGUUCAUGGUAUGUGAUGAAAUUUUUCUGCUGGUGUAAACAGUCAAUUGAUGACCAACCAGUUGCAACUUUGGACCUAGAUUAUUUGUUCAUAGCUUGCUAGCAUGGCUGUAUCACUAAACUGAGUUUUAUUUACUAAAUAACAGUUCAUCAUGUUUUAAGUAUUUGGACUUAUUCAAAAAGUACAAAUUUGGUGUAGUAAUGAUCCUUCAAUUUUCAAUUCAAGUUGUAAGUUCUUUGUGAUCUCUAAUGGUUUUUGUUUAUUUUCAUAGAGGGUCAUAUCCACCCAUCCCCUACAAGUACAGUGCUGACAUCAGAGGCUUGGUUGCACAGUUGCUAAAACGAAAUGCUCAGUAUGUGCUAGAUCUAGUGAUUAUUUAAUUUAACUAUUUAUAGGAAUGGCUUUGUUAUGAGAAUUUUAUUAAUGUUUUAAUUGUUAACCCUUGAGGACCUAAGAGUGACUAGCAUCUAAUUUCUCCCUAAAAUUUCACCCCUGAAUCAAACACAAAAGUCAUGAGAAUAGAGGAGAUGAUCAGCAACUAAAGCAGCUCUCGAUUGUGAAACAAAUUCUCCUUGUCAGCUUCUUUGGAAAUCUAUGGAGAACAGUAUGGAGAAUAUGCAUAUUGAUGUUAGGGUGUAAAGGGUUAAAAGAUGUGGUAUGCAAUAAAUUUUACUGAUUUCUCCUUGUAACUUGCAGUGAUCGCCCAUCAAUUAACUCAAUCCUGAAGAAGCCAUUCAUACAAAAAAGAAUUGAGAAGUUUUUGUCUCAGGAGGUUGGUCAUUGAAGUCAAUUUGAUGAAAUUAAUGCUUUCUCCCCUUAAAUUCCAAGGUUACUUGGAAUUUAUGAUCAAACUUUAUGGUUGAAUGAUCUGUCAGUAGCUUUGUGAAACUAGGUUCACCUUUAUUUUGUAACAUGAUUUACUAGUGGUUGUAAGGACUUUUGUCAACUAGGUUUUGACCUGCUUGCUUUUUUCAAAACAUAUUUUUAGAAAAUGGCAGAAGAGUUUAGCCACACUGUAAUUCAUCGUAAGCCUUUGGGUGUACUUGGCCAGCAGCGGAUGGCACCCAAGCCUGUCAUUAAACCUGCUCCAGGUCAGUUGCUUUGAUGCCACAGUUUGGAGACAUGAUGUCAUGCUCCAUGUUAUCCAUCUGGCUUAUGCAUGAAUACUUUAACUUAUGGUUGUAUCACAAAAGUUAAUAGUUAUAACCUGUUGGGGGAGCCUUGCUGUUAUUGAUUCACUCCUCUGUUAAAAUGUUUUCUUUCACCACAAAUCCUGAAUAUUUUCAGUGUCACAAAAGUACAGUAACCCAAAGGCCAAGUAUGGAGUUUCUGUUGCAAAGAAGAAGCCUCCAGUUAAGUAAGAUUUAAUUCUAUUCGAUCUUCAAUUUAGGCAUUAUUUUAACCUUUUUUAUAUUGAUAAAAACUUUGAAAAUGUAUUUUGCUUUCAGGAAGCCUGGUUCUGGAGAAGCUGCUAAGAAACCACCUUCCAGACCAAGCAGUGCUGCACAAGAGAAACCUGUUGACAAGAAAAAAGAGCUAGAUGCUCGUGAAAGAAGACGCAAGGACUUGAUGCAGAAUCAGGUAAGGUUAAACCUUGUGCCAGGUCUUGAAAAGUGAUAACAAAUAACCCAACAAUAACAGAUAAUUUCAUUAUGUGUGGUUUUGUUGUUUUACUGAUGCAGGAUCAGAUGUACCAGGAUUACAUGAAGAAGGUUCAACAACAGAGAUGGGAACGUCAACAGGUGAUCAAACUGCGUACCAUGAAUAAAAACAAACACUGAUGCUCAAAUCUCUUUGAGUGCAAUGCAGAAUUUGAAGUUUAUUUAUACUCCCACUUGCUUCCAGAAAACAUUAACAUGAUGGUUACUUCAUUUUACAGCGUGAUCAGAUUAACAGAGCUAGAGAGCAGGCUUGGAAAAACACUCUCCUGGUUGGGCUUAGUCCAGAGGUGAAUAUCCUGAUUUUGUUCUGAAUGUAAUGGUAUGCCAGUGUUGUACAUUUGUAAGAGUCAGUAGUUAUGUAGCACUCUUGAGCAACAAGAGGUACAGUGUACAUGUUUCAUGAAAUACUAAAUGAGACAUUACACAAUUUUAUUGUCCUUCAUUUGAUCAGUUUAGCCGAGAUUGAUGCUUUCCAUUCUUUUAUCAGUUUUGCGUCAUUCAUCCAAUGGCAUAAGAAUCCCUGUCCAUAUCAAAAUUUUCAUCACAGCCAUUCAUGAAAAAUUCAGUUCAUCAGAAACUUUUUAAGACAAAUCUCUUGUUUUCAGGGGUGCGAUAUUGAAGCAUGCCUCUAUAAACUUCAAGACAAUUGUCUUCAAUCCUGUUUUGCUCUAAAUACUUGUGUCCAAUUGAUUGACUUGAUUCUUCUUAAGCAAGACACUCUCUCCUCAGUGGUAUGAGGGCAUCUUUCAGUCAGAUUUAAAAUUAAAAUAAACUGUUUUUAAACAUUUGAAUUUAUUGGAGCUUAAACCUAGUAUGUCCUAUUGUUUUUGCUCUGGUACUGCUUUUGUACAAAUCCUUGAAAUAAAAUAAAUAAUAAAUAAAUUAAAUGACUUUGAAGGUUAAAACUAUCUAUCUCCCGUCUAGUCUAACAAAGAAUUUCUGCAGACAUUUCCCAAGCUUUUUUCCUGUAUUGAUGGUCAUUUUAGGCAAAUAAACACUAAUUUAAUAAAUAGAUGGAGAAAUCAUUAGAUAAAUAAAUAAUUGAAAAAGUUGCUAUGAAUGAAUAAAAAAAGGAUCAAAUACCAGUAAUUUAAACUUUUAUGAUGGAUUAUAGAAAGAUCCUGUAGUAAAAUGCUUCUGUUUACUAUGUUUUCUACCUGUCCAUGGAAGAUGACAUCAUGAGAAAGAAUCCAUCUAAUGACAAUGUUUUCAUGUUCCAUUCAAACCUAUAUAACAAAUAUCUGACAAAACUUGAAAAUUGUUAAUUUUUUUAGAAAGCAAAAAAGCCUGCAGCUCCAUCUGCUGGUGUAAAACCAAGUCAACCAGAUGUCAUUGUGAGUACCAAGUUAAUGAUUUCAGCACUCCUAUGGCUGGUUGUGAACAUGUGAAUCUAUUUUAUAUUUUAUUAGCACAGAUGUGUUAGUUUCAAACGUACUUACACACUUAUGUAACUUUAUUUUAUCUCCAAUUUGCAAGUUCCAUGUUAUGAUACAGACUGUAUACUUCUAGUUUUGUGGGUUUUAUGUAAUGAGUGUGCUCUGAAAUUUUGGUCUUGAACAGAAUUCUGAACUCUUGUAAGAAAAGGUUUUUGGAAAAUUAGAACGUCCUUCUGCAAAUGGUCGUUUGAUGUGACUGAAUGUAUUCAGGCUGUUACAGGAAUUUGGAACAUGAAUGUAGUUCACAGUUAAGCCUUCAUCUUCUGGUAGAUUUUUGAGAAUUUAUUUGCAGCAUUUCCAUGGAUACUUGUGAUAGAUAAUAACUUGUGGUUUUUCAUUUAGAACAAGCAGCCACAGGCGAUGCAGAAAUAUCAAGAAAAAGCUGGAGACAAGGAGUUCAAAGAGAACAAACCAGCAAGACCCUACUCAGCAGAUAAUCGGAACAGACAACCAAAUGUAGCAGUCAAAGGGGCUGGUCGACCUGUGUCUGCUAAUGAAGCUAACAGAGCACCAGCUGCCAAUCCUGUAAACCUGGCAUGGAAUGCAGCCAAACAAGGACAGGUCGAUAGGUGAGUGAAGCGAAAAAGGGUGUGGUUCACAGGAUACGGGUUAAGGUGCGCCUCAAGGAAUAAUAAUGUAUAAAGACUUUGUAACAGAGACUGUAUAGAAUUGCGGAAAAUCCAGAAGAGAACGGGAGGUCUUGACUUAUCAAAGACUGAGUCGUGCUGUAGUUGUACCUUUGACUUACCUAGGUCAAAGGUGUUUUAAAAAACUAUGCACUCGGUCCUAUGGAGAGUUUAUGUGGUGGAGGGAUAGGUUUUACGAUAGUCGCACAUGAGCUGCACGAGACAUAGAGUUAGUGAAGGAAAGACUGUUAAAGCCUUUUAAUUUGUUUUUUUCAUUUCAUAUUUCGUUGAAUAGAGCGCAAGGAGCUGGGGCAGCAGAGCGAGCUCGUGUGUUGGAAGAAUUCUGGAACAGAAAGAGAGAUGCACAGAGAAACAGAGCGAGGGGACAGGUAAGAUGGGUCAUAGGGAGAGAAAUAAAGAAUUGAGGGGACGGGUAAGAUGGGUCAGAGGGAAAGAAUAAAAGAACUGAGGGGACAGGUGAGAUGGGUCAUAGGGAGAGAAAUAAAGAACUGAGGGGACAGGUAAGAGGGGUCAGAGGGAAAGAAUAAAAGAACCGAGGGGGGUAGGGAAGAUGGGUCAGAGGAAAAGAAUAAAAGAACCGAGGGGGGUAGGGAGGAUGGGUCAGAGGGAAAGAAUAAAAGAACCGAGGGGGGUAGGGAAGAUGGGUAAGAGGGAAAGAAUAAAAGAACUGAGGGGGGCAGGGAAGAUGGGUCAAAGGCAAAGAAUAAAAGAACUGAGGGCGAGAGACAAGCUUCAAACAUAGUCAUGCUAAUAUAUAGAUUUAGCCAAGCCUAAAAGCGGAGCUCGCAUUUUUUUUCCGCACGUCUUAAGGGCACAACGCCUUACCCCGGCCAGGACUAGAACCCGGGUUGUCCGACUCGGAGCUCAGUGCACUGGCCACGAGACUACUGGAGAAAGCCGUGGCGUUGGCGUGCCCGCGGAACAGUUGACCACGCAUGUUAAAAGUAGCACCUUGUACGGUCGGUCGUACGGUCUCAAGUCCAAAUUUUUUCGGCUUGAUGGGUUACUACUAUUUUGUAUAAUUAUGGGGCUACGCUCUGCGAGUUCCGCUAUAAUUGUACAAUGUGCUUCUUCUAACACAUUUUUUCCUUCCCUUCAUAGAAUUUUAAUGCACUCCCAGAUCACUACCCGCCAGGUUAGUUUGAAAAAUUCUGAUCAUGUACUUUCGUUCUUUGUAAAAUUUGCUCGCCCUCAGAAAUCCAAUAUGGAGUUUUUUAAUAUUUCUUUUUAUAGGUAACGUUGCUCAGAAGAAAGAUGGUCUGCCUGCUAAGGACGCAAAGGAAAAGGUUUGUAUUGAAACAUAUCCGUACAAAGUAUCCGUGAAAAAGGUGAAAAGAUGAAAAGUUGGAUAUGUGAAUGUGUUUCUCUACUGACGCCCUUCCGUACUUAGGACUGCAGCUGGUGAGGCAUUGGAAAUGACCGCAGUGGUUUGUUAAUUAGAAGGGGUAAAGCCUCCUGUUAAAGACACGCCGUGAAUUGUUGUGAAGUGAACUGUAUCUUUAUCUUGCUCUCUGUAGGAAUAUCUUUCGCGUUUGGAAGCUAUUCGACGCCAAAACUUUCAUGAACGAAAAGAAAUACAGAGAAGAAUGGCAGGAGUGCGAGCCCCAAAGGAAGUACCACCGGCACAGGUGAGCAAUGGAGUUUUAACGACUGAAAUUAUUGUCUGUGGUGCGAACAGCUGUUAACAAAAAAAACGUUGAUUCGUUUUUCAUCCUAGAAAGAGAAUGUGAUGAUUCAUGGAGACCCACGUUAUGAUCCUGUCGCCAGGAAAAAGAAAAUCGCUGAUUUAAAGGUAAAAGUCAGCCCAUUGUUUCGAAGCUGGUAACGCGUGUAGAAGGUUUCCUUGCUCGUGCUUAGCGCUUGGAACACGUUGUUUCUCUAGAUAGGUACUACUCGUGUGUUGUCCUUGACUCUCGUUUCUGUUUAAUAGCUACUCUCUUUUCCCUUCAUUUUAUGAAACCGGGAGAUCGCAUUAGAACGUAGUCUUUGCACGAGUGUAAAGUGUCUUCCACUGACUUUGUUUACUUAUUUUCGCCUGUUUACAUCAAGGCUCAAGCAGAAGAUCGUGCUACGAUGUUGCGGGCUCAACUUGAACAGAGAAAGAAAACGAUUCUAGCUAGAAUUAAUAAAGAAGGCAAAGAAAGACUGGAAAAGGUUUGGAAUUUUCUUCAGUUUGCCAUCAUUUUUUAAGGGUUACUUGUGCUUUAUGUCACUAUUGUAUAAAUCUUUUUUUUGUAGGAAAAUCAAAGACAGGAUCCUGAUAAAAGGUAUUUCGCUUGUUUUGAGCGACUUUAAUUUGAUAAUUCGUUUGAUCUGCAGAUUAUCUUACGUAGAUUUGAGGAAAUUCGUUGCGAUAGUGUACUGGAGAUUUUUUAGUGGAAAAUGAUAACGAUAAAAAUAAAAUCCACCUCAUGCUAUCACGCAAGUGAAGGGCCAUAGUCUUGAUUGCUUCUCUGUGACGCUCUUUUACAGGCCGCUCCCUGCUUUGGCAAAGUAUGAAAGACCAGCAGGUAUAGUUUCAUUGCAAUUCUGAUGAUUGUUGUUUUGUAUUUCCUCCGUGUAUAUGUAAUCUGGUUCUGUAACGGUUUAAGUUCGUGUCUAAUCUAAUGGAUUGAAUUGUCACAGAGCCCGCGCCAAAGCCAGCGGUUGCCCCUGUGGGUCUUGAGACAGCUUUAAAAGAAGUAGGAGCCACAAUGCUGUUCAGAUCAAAUUCAGAGGUAAACUACCAAAUCUUUUGCCAGGAUCAUCUUGUCCAAUUGCAACUGAAUUUUGUAACUUGUUCUCUUAUUUUUUAUUUCUUCUUUUUCAGAACGAUCUUCGUAAGAUGACAGAAGAAGACAAGAAGGAGCCCCUUGCACCACGAAAGGCCUGGGGAGAUAUUCCUUUCCAACCACGUAUCCUACCAUUAGAGGUGACAUCAUCGGCGAUGGAAGGUGAGAAGUGAUUUUGCAGACCUGUUGACUGGAGGGUCAGUUCAAAAGUUGGCCUCCUUCCUCUGCUCUCAGGCUAAUCAGGUUACGCACCACUGUCCUCUUUGGCGCUUGGUCGGAGCAAGACUAACUGUCGAUGAUCAAUUAAGUGUUCCAUUCCUCGCUAACGUAGAAAUAAGCAACUUUCAGUGCAUGAAGCUUGUUUAAUUCCUCUCUUUCUCGCUUUUCCAGCAACCAGUGCAGGCGAUGCAGUAAUGAAACCAGCAGCGGAUGCCGCCAGGAAGCAAUGGGGCAAACCACAAAUGACAGAAAUCAUCUCGGCUUUGGGUAACGCCAAGCUCCAAACUGCAACAACAGCCAUAGGAGGAGCUGAUGAACAAGAUGCGGCAAAGAAGGCUUCACCAGCUGUUGUCACACAAUCACCUGCUGGCUCUUCGGUCUCUGCGAUGGGCACAACUGUCACGGUACAAAGCCCCACUGUACCUCCCUUGUUAGGAGUAACAGUGGUGAAAUCGCCCACCUCAAAGUCUCCACAAACUGUUAUUGUCAAAAAGGAUAAGAGUGAUGAGAUGCCUGAGGCAGCGAGCUCCAAAGGAGGGGCCACAAUUACCAUAUCUGGAACAACAGAAGAUGAACAUAAAAAAUCUCCUGUAUUGGACACGAUCUCCGAGGGAACCAGAGAGGGUGACAUCAACAAAGACAACGGUACUGUAAAAGUGGAGAAUUCAGAUGAUUUGAAUUUAGAAGAGGUGGAGAGUGUCCCCCAGGAAAAGGUCCUCGAAACUUCGCCCGAAAAGGCCGAACCGAAGAGUCCGGUAAAGGCCUGGGGAGGGGAAAAGGCCACUACACCAACUGAUGGUAGGUUCUAGACCCCCAAGUCAAAACAUGGAUUUUCUUGUUAUUUUAAACCAUGUCAAAACAGAGUAAUUGAGUACAAAGUCAGUAUUUAGUUAAAUAUAGUUAUUACUUGGAUAAGUGACUUACCUAACUUGCUGUCUAUUUUCGCUAUGUUCAAGGUGCUUUCAAACAAAAAUCUCCCCGCAGUGCCUGGGUAGACGAUGAUAAGAGAGCUGCCUAUCAACAGUUCUUGAUGGCGUCACGCGAGCGUACUGGCGCAGAAUCUGAGUCACGCAAUGAAUCACACGAUGAAAAAUCUGCGUCACGCGCCCAAGCCGAACAGGAACCAAAAGAAGCUCUGUUUAAACGAGUUAAUAGGAAGGAAGAAAGGAAGGAAACAAGAUCAGAGGAUCUGGAAGUACAAGAUAUUUCGGUUGACGACUCGUAAGUUUGCAGCACUCAGCUUACAAUUUAGUUAUAUUGUCCAGUUUUAAGACCUGAUGAUUUGUUCUGUGAUGAAGAGCACAGUCCUGGUUGAAAGCUUCGCCACUCAGAAUCCAUUGGACAUCUCAGCAUAUUAACUGUUUCAUAUUAUUGUGUGUUUGAAUUUAGAUCAUUCCAUACGGCUGAUGGGUCACCAAACAAAUCAAUGCGGGCUGCAGAGCUACAAACAGGAAUUUAUGAUACGAAUUUUACAGUAAGUAAUUACAUCUUCUAUCUUAGGGUCGUCGUCGAUCUCUCACACAUCUAAUCGAAGCUUUUUUUCGGAUUAUUUUUCGGAUAUUUCUCUGUCAUCCUGGGUAUUGUGGGCUGCUGUAGUGGAAAUUACACGAUUGACAAUAUUUAUGCUUAUUCUGUCGCAGAGGCUACGAACUUGCUCUUUACCCGACUUGAGGAUGUUGUUUAAGACCGCUACCUCCGGACGUACACAGACUUCAGAUGAGGAGCAGGGGGAGACAGAUGAGGAUGAACACGGAGACGAAGAGGAAAAUGCUGAUGAGCAAGGAGAUCUAGAAGGGGACGAAGAACUUGACGGAGGGAAUGAAGAGCAUGAUGAUGGUGACGACGAGGAUGAUGACGAUAACGAGGAUGAUGACGAAGACGAUGACGAAGACGAUGACGAAGAACUUAAUGUUGGCAGGUUUGCGCGUGUUAAAAGAAAAUGUCUUUCAAUGCAUUUGCAGGGUAUUUGUAGUAGCCUUACCUUACUGUUCUUUUUUAGAGAACAAGAGGUGAUGAAUGUGUUAUUAUUUUCUCAGUUAUUCACGAAUUCCUCCUUAUAUUUUAAAAAUAUCAUUUUUUGGGUGUUUUAUUUUGCCUAUUCGGCUUUUGGAACGUGGUUUGAUUUCGAUCCACAACUUUUUGAGGAUAUAACAUCCCCUAACGACUAAUUCCUUAACUUAAGUUUGUAGGACCAACUGUUUUCGUAUCCUUAUAGUCUUAUAAUACAUAUAAGAAGCGAAGCUUGUAAUUAUUUCACAAUUUAGUUACUCGGUCAUUUUAUGAUCUUUCCUCAGCGACGAAGAUGAAAAUGAGGAAUUCGAGGAUAUGUUGAAUUCCAUGAGAGACGUACUUGUAAGCACUGGUAAGAUUUAAGUAUAUAAUUUCUUCAUUUUGUCAUUAGCCCUUCACACCCAUGAUAGAUCACAUGACUUUCUUACUAUGUACUUCUCCCUAGGACGAUCUCCUUCACCCAUCAAGAGCAUGCGUGGAACUGAUAACAGUUUGGACUGGGAUCACUGCGCGGACACGCAGUCCCCAAAAGGUGAAAUUUUCAAUCACCCGUUCCCCUUUUAUUGGAAUAUUUUUUCUUAGAAAAAAUUGUUCCCUGGUCAUUCCCUUCAUAAGUCUCCACUGACCAACAGCCAGGAUCUAGCUGGUGCAGGUUACAUAGACACGCAACCUCGUUUCCAAGCCAUUUUUCCAAUCGAAUGAGGAAGUGGGUGAAACUAUGGCUCUCUCAUGUAAUAUGAAAACGAACCCCUCUUUGGAAGACUGAUUCGUGAUUUUAAUCAUGCAAGUUUUUGUUAUCUAUUUCUCUAAAUAGACGAUGAUAGCGACGGAGUGGAACUAGAACGAUCGUCAUCUGAGUUAUCCAAUCUGAAUGAGGACUGGGACUCAGGUAUGGAGGAUCAAAUCGAAAUUCCUUGAUAUGAAAACUACCAUAUAGAUUGGAGGGCAAAGAAUGUUUGGUAAACUUUUUGUUGUUGUCCAACCUCCCUCUGUUCCUGUAUAGCAAGUUGUAUCGUAGAUUGUUGUGAAUCAUGACUCAUCGUUUUUUUCAUCAGGUGACGACGACGAUGACGAAGACUCAGCCUUGCAGGAGGCGCGAGAUAAGAAGCGUCAGGAGGAAGAAGAGAGUUUGUUUCAAAGACUGGAAGAGUCACGACUGAUGCUUGAACAGGAACUAGGAAUUGACAGAUUUCUACGCGUCUACAAGUUUCUCCAGGUACAAAGAUGUGUCCAAUGAUUUUUUAAAAAAGGAAACACGAGUCUCGUACAUAGGAGUCCUCUCAGUGUUACCUUUUCAGUGUGAAUAGCUCGUCCUCUCUUUUGGGUUUCAAGCCGUGGUCCACUUGAUAUAAAGAGAAUAAAUUUCACAUCGAUCUUUGAGUAUUACAUUGACUGAAUUUGUCUCUCGACAGUCUGUCCAAGAAAACGAAGACGAUAGCGCGGAGAUCGGCACUGCAGGCGAGAUCAGUGAACUGCUAGGAGACAAAGAGCAUCUGUAUCCCAAAAUACUUUACCUUGUCAUAGCAGACUCGGCCUACACUGAGGGUAUGACCUCUUAUAUUUGAACUUAACGUCUAGUAUUUUAUAAAUUCCUUAGGCAUCUUCCCAAAUCAUGCUCUACCUCAGGCAAAAAUCAGUUUAAAGCCUCUCACAAUUUUAUGUCGGUAUUGUUAUAAAUUGUGAGGAGUUCUUCGCUUUCUCUCUCUUAUUUGCAGUGAUCUUUAAUCUUUUUUAUCUUCAUUUGCAGAUAACCAAUGAAGCACGCCUGCUGCCCUUAUCAGUAAAUUAUAUUUAGCUCCGAAUGAAAAGAACAUGGACAAUGUUUGAGCCUAAGUUUCACCUCUAGGAGAGAAUUCAGGUUGCAUAGAGUGUUUAGUAAGCGAUAAAAUGGCUUUGAUUGGCGGUAAAUCUUCUAUAUUUGUUCAUAGGAGAGUUACGACCUAGGUCUUAUACUGAGUGCUACUAACAAAAGCAAGAAAGCGAUCAAAAUAUGUCAAUUUGAAAAAGUGCUGAUCGCUGGGUGUGAGUAGAGUAGUGAGAUACGGAAGGUAGGCACCUUAACACAGAAUCUAGACCACAUUUACUUUGCCAUGACUAUUGCUAAAACCGUCAGUUGAAAUGAAAAACAACUAAAUAAUCACAGAAAAUUGUCUCUUUAACUUAAUAUCUUAUAUCAUUGCAGAUACUAAAAAAUUAUUUUCAAAAUGUAAAUUUUUCACAUCUAAAGAUUUUGAUUAUUAUUUUUUUGGUCACUAAGCUACCUUCACAAAUCGUAAGUUACGCAGGCGUAAUUUGUUGUUGAUUGAAUUUCCCUUGGAUUGAAUGCCAGUAGUUGAUAAGGUGCAUAAUUCCAUAUUUUAACGUGCAAGUUUUGUUACCCUGGCAAAUAACUUCAUUUUUGUCUUAUUUAGUGUUAGUUCUCAAAUUAAGUGCGAGAUUUCCCUCAGGUGUAGGCGCACAAGGGUUUUAUUCUCGCAAAUGCCAAGUGUGUUCUGGCUAUAGUUUAUCAGUUAAGUCGUUCUCUACUUUCAAACUUGAAUAGUAGUAAAUUAUUGCCUAAUGAAAGCUUUUUCUGAAAAAAAGAAAUGGGCGAGCAAGGGAAAAAAGUGGCUUUCUUCCCCAUGUCUCCUGACAGAGAGCUCCACAGAGGCUAAUAUAAUUAAAAGUGUGAUAAUAAAUGUUGGCAAUGUACUUCAACUGAAUUUGCCUUUUUCUUUAAUCAGAC
This is a messenger RNA of Pocillopora meandrina, 14338 nucleotides long. The record is from the annotation of a GenBank genome assembly. NCBI's taxonomy places the organism in Eukaryota, Metazoa, Cnidaria, Anthozoa, Scleractinia, Pocilloporidae.